AUGGAGAAGCGAGGGCUGAACGAAGGUCCUCUCUUCAGUCAGAGGGCAAAGAGCAACCGGAUGCACAUCGGAAUCGCCGUUAGAUCAUCCGCAGUCGUGAUGAAUAUUCGCAGCGCUGCCCAAAGUUACUCACUCUCGCAGUUAGAGACACGCUGCAAAUUCGACGGUGUUUCCACGACAUCGAGUGAAGGCAAGAGCGGACGACAGUUUUGUGUCUUCCUCGUAAUACUCUGCGUAUGCGCUCUGGUUAUAACCGUAAUUGCGCUGACUGUGAUGAGGCACAGAGUCCCGGAAAUGCAUUCGGACACCUCUGCCUCGGAAGAUCGCGAGAUGAUGCACCGCUUGAGUUAUGAAGUUUUGAAACGGACGAAACAAGGUGUUAACGAAAUCGGGAGCGAAGAUUCGGAGAAGGUGACGCCGCGAGAUUGAGGUCGACCGUGUCCAGGGCCGCUAAGAAUCGAGGGAUCGCUCCUGCCUCCAAACAAUGCGUCAUCCGUUUCACUUCCUCAUCAGCUCAGAUCUUUGGUUCGGGUCG
Molecule: messenger RNA, 535 nt
Organism: Galendromus occidentalis (western predatory mite)
Lineage: Eukaryota; Metazoa; Arthropoda; Arachnida; Mesostigmata; Phytoseiidae
Exons: 2
Coding region: 1-429 (142 amino acids)
Source: RefSeq, a predicted model, not a curated record